Molecule: messenger RNA, 462 nt
Organism: Adineta steineri
Lineage: Eukaryota; Metazoa; Rotifera; Eurotatoria; Adinetida; Adinetidae
Source: the annotation of a GenBank genome assembly
AUGAUCAAUCUUUCCUCUUCUUCGACUUUGACUGUUUUGUUGAUCAUCAGUACUGUGUUAUUCGGCUUUGCAAAUUGUGCUAUCUUUUGGACCGCAAAUUUAGGCACGUCUUGUGAUUUUGUUAAUAAUGAUUUUUUCAAUGCUCGAACUUCAAAGGAUGAUUGUCAAUCGAAAUGUAACACAACUGAAGGAUGCACCCAUUUUACGUGGACUAAUUGGAAUAGUGGAACUUGUUGGAUGAAAAAAGGAAUUGUUGAAAAAGACGAUGCAUUCUCAACUACUGAUCCUGAUAUGAUCUGUGGUGUUAUGCAAAACGAUAGCUACACCACACCAGCCACUACUGGUGAGACUUCGACAUCGAUUACAACAACAAUUGUUAUAAAUCAAGCUGGAAUAACAUCUAUUUCACGUUUAAUGUUAUUUGUGAUGUUUCUAUUUCAUUUUUUGCUAUUUUAUUACUAA